Messenger RNA from Artibeus jamaicensis (Jamaican fruit-eating bat), 1292 nucleotides. RefSeq names its product secreted phosphoprotein 2 (gene SPP2). Gene Ontology annotation, biological process: bone remodeling. Gene Ontology annotation, cellular component: extracellular region. Bases 179 to 835 code for a protein of 218 amino acids. The record is from RefSeq and is a predicted model, not a curated record. The transcript is spliced from 7 exons. NCBI's taxonomy places the organism in Eukaryota, Metazoa, Chordata, Mammalia, Chiroptera, Phyllostomidae.
AGAAAAAGGUGGUGGUAAAUAUUCACCCGGAUCGAUGGUUUCUGGGCAAGCCGCGGACUGCCCCAGUCAGGGCAAGCGAGCCGGUCACCUCUGAUCAGCAGAGCGCUGCUCCGGGAGACGUGUCACCCCUAAACUUUCAGAGACAAUCUCGCUGGCUCUAAAGGACAGUCCUGCCAGAAUGCAGAAGAUGGUGCUGGAAAUAUUGGCCAUGUUUGUCCUCGGGAUGAACAAUGGGCCCUGUGCAGGUUUCCCGGUGUAUGACUACGACUUGCCCUCCCUGCGGCAGGCCCUGAGCGCCUCGGUGGCAGACGUGAACUCUCGGUCCCUGAGCCCGUACCUGUUCAGGGCGUUCAGAAGCUCCGUGAAAAGAGUCAACAUGCUGGCUGAGAACAGCUUGAGCAUGGAUAUAGAAUUCAGCAUCCGAGAGACGACCUGUCGGAGGGGCUCCGGCGAGGAUCCCGCCACCUGUGACUUCCAAAGGGGCUACUACGUGCCAGCAGCCGCCUGCAGGAGCACCGUACAGAUGUCCGCCGGGCAAGUGCAGGACGUGUGGGUGCGCUGCCGCUGGUCCUCCAGCUCCGAGUCCGACAGCAGCGAGGAGCUGGGUUUUGGGUUUGUGCUGGAAUCUUCCAGAUGGAGAAGCAGUGAUCUCUUUGAUCUCGUUCCUGACAGACCCACGAGGGAACAGUUUUUUGGAAGGUCGCUCGCCGUCACAACCGCCCCGAAAGGCAGCACUGUGUUCCUUCCCACUGUGUGGAUGGGCACACGGAGGCCGAACGAGUUUCCGCAGCUGGCCCCAGGCUCCGCUGCCCACGGGGAGCUUCGACCCAGUUAGUGAGUGGCAGAGACAGGACUUCGGUGCAGGUCUGCCGGACCCAGAGCCUCUGUUGUUCUCCAUGCUGCUUUCCAAAAGAGUUGUGAAAUUCCCUCUGUGUACACAGUGCUCCACUGCAGUGAAUCAAACAGAUACGGCUGUCGCGCUGACUUCGACGUCUGGUCCUCACUAGGCAUGCUCCAAUUUAUUGGAAGUGCUAUGGCUUACAAUCUGCGGCUUGAUUUUUUAAAAAUUGCAAAGCUCAGUUUUGGACCUUCUCCAGAUGGUCACGUUGAAAGACCGUGCAGUUCUCCCCCAGUGGGACUGCUGCUGAGACGUUUUUUGAGCACUUCUUUUGGAAGGGCCUUCAGCAUCUCUGGCCCAUUCUUUUGAAUCCCUGUAGCAGUAAGGAAACACUUGCCAUUAGGUUUGACUUUAGAAGGAGCCAAAAGACCUUUAGAAAUAAAUCUGAUCAACC